This is a messenger RNA of Cuscuta epithymum, 2079 nucleotides long. The record is from the annotation of a GenBank genome assembly. NCBI's taxonomy places the organism in Eukaryota, Viridiplantae, Streptophyta, Magnoliopsida, Solanales, Convolvulaceae.
UUGUACUGUGGACGGACUCCUAAAUCUUUGGUACACACUGCCAGCGUGACCGGCCUGCACAGCUAAGAGCCUGCCUGAAAAUGAAGAAAAUGAAUGGCAUUGCCGGGCACUUUUUCAGUUGGGCCUGGAGAGCAUUAUCGCCGGGUAACGUCCAUUUAUCCAUCCCUCACUUUCCCCUCAACUUCUCCAGUAGUUUUCAUGGUAGUGCUGAUGUGUCAAAAUUUCAAAAUUCAUACUCUCAACUCACUAAACUGAAGUUUGCAAGUAUUAUUAAGCUUGAAGAUGCAAUUGGUUUGUACCGUCACAUGGUUACAAUGAGACCCCGUCCUCCCAUCGUCCAAUUCAACCAACUCUUGACUGCUGUUGUCAAGAUGGGUUGUUACCCCGGGGCUGUCUCUCUGUUUCAAGAUAUUUUUGCUUCUGGCCUUCUGAUAAACGAGUUUACACUGAGCAUUGCUGCCAAUUCCCUUGCCCGUUUGCACAGAGUAGAUUUGGCAUUUGCUGUUUUGGGAAUGCAUUUGAAGUUGGGCCUAGUACCUGAUGUGGUUUUGUUCAGCAGUUUACUGAAAGGACUUUUUCUGCAACAUAGGGUUCAAGAUGCUGUUUGGUUGUUCCAGAAGGUAUUGAAUGAGAAAAUGUGUGAGAUAGAUGAAGUUACUUUAUUAAUAGUCAUUGAUGGCCUCUGCAAGGCAGGACAAACUAGUAAGGCUGUUAAGCUGCUUCACUUAUUUGAAGAAAAGGGAAACUGCAAGCCAAAUGUAUUUUCAUAUAGCGCCGUUAUUGACUCCUUGGGUAAGGAUAAAAUGGUUGACGAGGCUCUUCUCCUAUUAGAGAAGAUGAUGGAAAUCGGUCUUCCUCCUGAUGUCGUGACCUAUAGUUCGCUUAUCGAUGGACUCUGCAAAUUCAGUCGAUGGGCAGAGGUCGAAGAGUUACUGAAAAGAUUGAUUGACUAUAGAAUACCUCUCGAUGUCCAUAUAUACACCAUUCUAGUUGUUGGGUUUUGUAGGGAAGGAUGGAUUGGCAGUGCUGCAAAACUCAUAGAUAUGAUGAUUCAAGAAGGUCUGGAACCUCAUGCAAUCACAUACACUGCUUUGAUAGAUGGAUACUGCUUACACGGAAAACUGAACAAUGCGUUGGAAUUCCUACAGACCAUGAUAGAUAAAGGAUGUGACCCUGAUAUUUUCACUUAUAACAUUUUAAUGAAUGGAUAUUACAAGAACGGGUGUUCAGAUCAGGCCGUACAAUUAUUUGGAAAUUUACAAAGUCGAGGCUUAAAACCCGAUGUUCAUAUGUACAACACUAUGUUGGCGUGUUUGUUUCACAAUGGGAAAUGUGAGGAUGCUGAGAAGCUUUUUAAGGAAAUGGUGAGAAAUCAAGAACAUCCAAAUCUCUUCACCUACAAUAUUAUUCUAAAUGGAUUAUGUAAGAAUCAUCGUGUUCCUCAAGCGCUAUCUUUAUUGAGAAUGAUGGAAGCUCGUAGUCCUGCCCCCAAUAUAGUUAGUUAUACUAGUGUCAUAAUUGGACUAUGGAAUGAUGGGAAGGCUGGCGAUGCAAUAGAACUAUUUAAUGCCCUUCCCUCUAAAGGAAUUCUUCCCGAUGAAUUUACCUACAAUAGUAUGAUAAGUGGACUUUGCCGAGAAGGCUCUCUAGAGGACGCUAGAGAUAUGCUCAAGAAAAUGGAGAAAAACGGUUACAUGGCUAAUAGUGUGGCAUACAAUAUAUUCAUCCGUGGGUUACUGAAAAAGAAUGAGUAUUGUGAAGCUGUAUUGCAUUUGGAAGAGAUGUCAAGUCUUGGACUCUCACCCGACAUUAGCACCUGUGAGAUUGUACUGAAGAAUAUCUUGGAAAAGGGACCGGAUUCCGCUCUACUUCAUAUGCUCCUGAAUAUAUAGGGAAAUUGUGAAAGUAUUAGUUCUUAAAUUUAGUUAUUCUAAUUUAGCUUACUGUUACCUAAAACUAUCAGUAUUCAUGUACAUUUCGAUACAUCCAUCUUUGAACAAAUUUAUCAACAAAUAGGCACAUUUAUGGUGGAGUGUAGUUACUGCUAUGAGUGCUAUCGGACCGGUAUGCAUGUGCACG